Messenger RNA from Fonsecaea nubica, 891 nucleotides. RefSeq lists its product as hypothetical. Gene Ontology annotation, molecular function: phosphoprotein phosphatase activity. Lineage: Eukaryota; Fungi; Ascomycota; Eurotiomycetes; Chaetothyriales; Herpotrichiellaceae. The transcript has a single exon. The record is from RefSeq and is a predicted model, not a curated record. The coding region runs from base 1 to 891 and encodes 296 amino acids.
AUGGAUCGUCCCAUUGGACAUAACUUUGACAACCUGCUCAAUUUUCGUGAUGUGGGAGCUCACAUCAACACCAUCCUGGGAGCUCAAGUUCUCCGCCCGGGUCUCCUUUUCAGGAGUGCGCGACCGGACGACACCAGCGCGUCCGACCGCGAUGCAUUGGUCAACAAGUACAAGAUCAAGACGAUCAUCGACCUUCGCUCCAAAACAGAACACAUCAAUGCGGCCACGAAACGGUCCGGAGCUGCUGUGGCGGCACAACCAGCGCCUUCGUCCAAUGAGACCAUCGCUGCACCGCUCCAAAUACCUGGCAUCCGUUACGAGCACAUCAAUCUCAACGGCAAAGGCUUUGAACGACAUCUGAUCUGGCAGCUGAAGUAUACCAGUCUUGCCAAGCUGUUGUUCUUGAUGGCUUUGGGCUAUCGGACAGAAGGUAUAUCGGUGCUUGGAAAAGAAUUGAUGCUGCCACGGGGCCUCAUCGGCCUCGGGAUUGACACCCUCGACCACAGCCAACCUGAGAUCAAACAAGUCUUUGACGUCCUCGCCGACGAGGCACGGUGGCCUGUCAUGAUCAAUUGCACCCAAGGUAAGGAUCGAACCGGAAUGAUAAUAUUGUUGGUGCUGCUGUUGUGCGACAUCGAUUUGAAUGCUGCCAGCAAGGACUAUGCCAAGUCUGAACCGGAACUCGAGCCAGAGAAGGAGGAAAGGAUGAAAGAGAUCGAAGGCAUUGGUCUAGACGAGUCGUUUGCGCAGUGUCCGCCAGACUUUUGUGAGAAGAUUGCCCGGCACCUCGAGACAACUUAUGGCGGCCUUUCCACCUACCUGGUUCAGAUUGGCGUUGAUCCCCAGCAAACCGAGCGCAUUCAAGACGUACUCAAAGUCAGCCUGCCGUAG